Molecule: messenger RNA, 1463 nt
Organism: Aspergillus nidulans FGSC A4
Lineage: Eukaryota; Fungi; Ascomycota; Eurotiomycetes; Eurotiales; Aspergillaceae
Product: putative MFS multidrug transporter
Exons: 6
Coding region: 1-1416 (471 amino acids)
Biological process (GO): basic amino acid transmembrane transport; transmembrane transport
Cellular component (GO): membrane
Molecular function (GO): transmembrane transporter activity
Source: RefSeq, a predicted model, not a curated record
AUGACUGCACGCCAUGAUUUCGAGGCCGAGCCUGUUUCCGAGGAGGCUGCACACGAUGAGCAGACGCCUCUACUCGAACGCGAUUCCGAAAGCCAUGAAUAUGACGAUGAUGACGACGGCGCAAUCCGAGAUCGCGACGGAUCUGAAUGCUUUCGCGGACACAACCUGGUUCAAUUCGGCGUUUAUGCGCCGAAGCUAUCCGUCUUUCUCUUGGGCCGGGCUGUUAGUGGUACCGGCGCAGGUGGUCUUAUGGUCACCGGCAUCAUAUUGACAUUGGAUCUGGUGAACAAGAAGCGACGCGGCGUAUUCAUUGGCAUAGUUAACUUUGGAAUGACUAUUGGAGUCUCUUUGGGAGCAGUCCUCGCCGGGUUAAUAGUCCCGAAACUUGGAUGGCGAGUUAUAUUCUGGGUCCAGGCGCCAACGGGCUUGGUGCUAGGUCUUAUCUUGUUUUUCGCCAUUCCGUCACAUCCAGAAGUCGGAUCUGGAAAAACAAAAUCAGCAUCUUUAGUGCAGAGGCUAAAGAAUAUAGAUUAUGCGGGGGGAUUGACCUUGGCAGUGUCUAUCUUCCUUCUAUUAUUCAGUCUCGCUUCCCCUAAAAUACCGGUUACACCGAUCAUUUUGUCCUUCGUUGUCUUCGCUGCAUUUUGGAUCAUCGAGUCGAGAUUCGCGGCUGAACCCAUUGUUCCAACGGAAGUACUAAAGGCGCGCAGCGUCUCACUCACAUGCCUGGCUGCAUUGUUAGCCAUGACUGCCCGCUGGGCAGUCCUAUUUUACACCCCCGUAUACGCAAUGGUGGUUCGAGGCUGGUCUCCAGCCUCGGCAGGACUGAUUUUAACGCCUACGAACAUAGGUUUUGGUUUUGGAGGAUUAUUGGUGGGAUGGCUGCAUAUUCGCCAUGGAGAGAGUUACUACUGCCUCUCCACCCAAACCUCUCACACAGCCGUGUACAUAAUCGCCAUGUUCGUCGACGGCUUCGCAAUCGGCGCAUCCAUGAACUACACCUUCGCCCACAUCCUGUACUUGACCAAGCCAGAAGUCCACUACAUCGUAACCGCUCUCGUGGGAAUGUCCCGCGGCUUCGCUGGCAGUUUCGGCUCAGCGAUGGGGGGAGGAUUUUUCCAGCGUGAACUCAAGGCAGGGCUGGAAGAUGGGUUUGCGAGGCACGGGUUGUCCGGGGAGGAGGGGCUGAUUCACAAGCUUCUCGGCAGCCCCGCGCUAGUUGGGUCACUCACUGGUGCAGAGAAGGAAGUUGCCAUGCAGAGCUACGAAUACGCCAUCAAGAUGCUUCUUCUGGGUGGCUUCGGUAUCAUGAUUGUUGCGUCAAUUGCUCAAGCAGGGACGGGCCGGACGGCGCCGGCUCCAUCAUUGUCCGAAGAACCCAGUGCGUUGGGGGUAGAUAAUUCGAAUAGGGACUAGAGCGUUUACAUCUGGUUGAUGGCAAGAAAUGUUAAACAGAAAGACCG